GCCUGCGGUUAACAAGUACUCCACGCCGUUUUUACUCCGGAGUACAUUGACAGUGCUGGCCCCGCGAUCAACUGACUACAAGAACAAUAUCCUAUUUGCUAGUGUUUUCACGUUAUUUUGAGUGAGCAGGCGCAUUUAUGCGUCGCCCAACACCUCAACCCACCCCGAGCGGGCCGACUAGCUUUGCGACAUCGAGAGAACGAGAGGCCCUGAAAUAUCUGCCGUCAUAUUGCUCGCAGGAGCCGUUCAGCCAGCAUUUCUCGAAUAAAACCCGGUACGAUGAACAUGUCGCAUGGCCUUCUCCCGACUCGGCCCUUACAGCCUUCACCCAGCUGGGCGCAUUGAAAACUGAGGCCCGAUGGGCUAUGAUUUCGCUUUUCGGCCAGAAACACCAAUAUAUCAUUGCUGAAGCCACACCAACAUGCGGGUUAUGGAGCGAAAGCGACGCGCGCGACAGGCUAUGGCAUGGCGCCUGCAUCGUUCCUUAUGAGCGCAGUUUCUGCCAGUAUGCUUUGGAAAUACCUGUUGCUGUUCAACGAAUAGAGGACAGUGUGUUUGUGUCAACGGACCUUACGGAGGAUAAUCGCUUCAAAAAUCUUCAAGGUGUUCUUGGUGUCCCCCAUGCGCGCUCUGUAGUCUGCACUCCGAUUGUGUCCCCGAAAGGUCUCACCAUCGGGUCUUAUACGAUAAUAGACGACAAGCCUCGCCCUCCAGUGAGCGAAUCAUUGGUGAAGUUUCUGAAGAAUAUGAGCCAGACAGUCAUGAAUCAUUUGAUAAGUUCGCGGGCCAAAUUCCAACAUCUGCGGGCGGAACGAAUGAUCGUGGGAAUCGGGAGCUUUCUAGAAGGAAAGAGCAGCCUUCGCAACUCAUGGGUCGAAGCUACCAUGGAACAGGAGAAGACCGAAGACGACAACGAAGAGGCAUUUGAAGGACAGAUCAAUCAAACGCAGCAGGACAAGCAGGUGGCGAAUGACACGGCGCAAGUUAUGCGACGAGGUAUAUCACCCUCCAACAACCUACUAGCACCACCGCGCGAUCGCAGCCGGCGCUCAAGUGUCAGUCAAUCUCGCUCGCGACAGGGACGAUCAACCAGCACAAAAGAUGGCCGAACUGGGCCCACCAAAAGUCAACCUGGAAAUAAGACGAAAAGUGAGGAUUUGUCAGGCCACAUAUCCGAAGCAUUUUCCCGCGCGGCCAACAUCGCCCGGGAGUCCUUGGAAGUAGAAGGUCUUGUCUACUUUGAUGCUAAUAUCAGUUCCCGCGACAGUCUUGUCGACUAUGAACAUUCUGAUUCAGAUGACUCUCAUAGCUCUCAGAGCCAUGACGAGGAAAGGGUAUCAGAAAUCUCUAGAUGCAAAGAACCUCACAAAUCCAAAGUGAAGUCAGAUCCGUGUCAUAUGCUCGGAUUUUCCACCACAAACUCAUCCAGCAUCAAUCACGAGCUUGAAGGCAGUGGGAUCAACAAAAUCCCCGAGUCACUCUUAAAGCGUCUCCUGCGCCAUUAUCCGCAAGGCAAGAUCUUCAACUAUUCAGCAGAGGGCUCGGUAUCAGAAGACGAUUCUACUGACAGCAAGUUUAAGAAUUUCUCUCAGAAAACCUCUGGUGUCCAGUACAGGAGCCAGAAGCCUGUGCGCAAGUAUAAGAAAACGCGCGGACUGGUCUUACGAGAAGACGCUGCCUCUCUACUCCUGUUGGCCCCUUAUUCACGCAGCAUUAUCUUUGCGCCAUUGUGGGAUCCCCAGAAGAAGAGGUGGUAUUCGGGCUGUAUAUCGUGGACCAGAACCCCGCACCGUAUCUUUACGUCUGAUAACGAACAGAGCUUUUUGUUUGCACUUGGGAACAGUCUGAUGGCCGAUGUCCACCGGUUGAAUGCUGAGUUUGCCGGGCGUGCAGCGUCAGAUUUGCUGUCAAGUCUAAGUCAUGAGUUGAGAUCACCGCUGCACGGGAUAUUCGGCACUGCAGAAAUUUUACGAGACACAGCUGCUACUCCCUCUCAGCUGGCAAUGGUUCAUACAAUCGAGUCUUGCACCAACACACUAUUAGAUACCAUUGACCAUCUGCUCGAGUACGCCAGUAUCAACAAGCACUCAAAGUCAACCAACCAUCUAUUGAAACAAGACACGUUGAGUGACUCGAGAUCUUCAGUCAUGCUUGAUGAGGUUUUCGAGGAGGUCAUAGAAAGCGUCUUUUCAGGUUUCACUUUUCUCGAAUUUGGAUCUGUUCUCCAAAAAGCAGCGACGCCUGGAGGCAUUGCACCGCGGGGACACGAAAACUCAGUAUCUUGUGCGAACCGGAAGGUGAUUCUGGAUAUUCAGCACGGAAUAAAUUGGCACUUCUUGACCCAACCUGGCCGUUGGCGGCUUAUCUUGAUGGAUCUUUUCGGAAAUGCUUUGAAGUUCACUCGGAGUGGAUUCAUUCUCAUAACUGUCGUUGCAUCUCCUGUUACUGCCCAACAAGAUUCAUUAGAAUCGGCAACUGAGAGCAAGAUCACAUUCACCGUGAAAGACACAGGGUCCGGCAUCGAUCCUGAAUACUUGCAGCAUGAUCUUUUCGAAGCCUUCUCACAAGAAGAUGUCCUCUCCAGCGGAAACGGCCUAGGCCUUCAUGUGACCCAACGAACCGUGUCAGCUCUUGGUGGUGACAUUCAGGUGUUCUCCAGAACUCAGUGCCAAAAAUCGUGAGUAUCUGCUCACGAAUUCCACGCUAGCCACCGAUUACAGAAGCAUUGCGAUCGCCAAUCCUAUGCCCGACUUCAGUAUGGGGGAAGCCCCGGGCGCCUGCGAAUCCCCG
This is a messenger RNA of Aspergillus ruber CBS 135680, 2790 nucleotides long. RefSeq names its product GAF domain-containing sensor histidine kinase. The coding region runs from base 138 to 2681 and encodes 847 amino acids. Gene Ontology annotation, biological process: signal transduction; protein autophosphorylation. Gene Ontology annotation, molecular function: histidine phosphotransfer kinase activity; phosphorelay sensor kinase activity. Lineage: Eukaryota; Fungi; Ascomycota; Eurotiomycetes; Eurotiales; Aspergillaceae. The transcript has 2 exons. The record is from RefSeq and is a predicted model, not a curated record.